AAUGAUCCGAUUCCAAAUCAACUCUUUAGGACUACCAACCGAACCGACUCAACAGGAUUAAUCAAAAUGGCGAAUAUGGACGCAUUGGCCAAAACAAUCGAAAAGGAUUACACGUAUAAUGUGGAGAGCUCUGACAGUGUGGAUGAAAAUGAAUAUGCACGUGGUCCAGAUGAAGCUGGAAAAGCAGAGAACUUGGACUUUGCCACAGUGGAAAGACAGAAGAGAAGAAAACACAAACAUCGAAGCAAACACAGAAAACAUAAACAUCCAUCACCAGAUGAUAGGGAUCACAAACACAAGCACAAACAUAAGCGAAAACACAGAGACUCAUUCAGGAACGAUAGAGACUUUUCCACAAGCUAUGAUAGUGGAAUCAUCUCUCCAAAGAAAUCCAGACUCGAUGAUCUGGUCGCUUUAGAGGAUCUAGAGAAACAAAGGGCUUUGAUUCAAGCAGAACUUGAUAAUGAAUUGAUGGAAGGUGCUGUGCAAUCCGGUAUGGGAUUGAUUUUGCAGGGUUAUAACUCAGACUCAGAUAAUGAGAUCAAGGACUCUGUGCAGAACUGUGAGCAGGAUCUCAAUGAGCAUGUCAUUUCCAAGGAGCGUGGAGACCAUCAGAUAACAAGGGAUCCCAAAAGAUCCCAAAAAGAUCUCUCAGAUGAAGCUAAAGUUGUUUUCUGGCGAGGAGACGGAAGAACGUCUGGUGAGAUGGCAAUCCAGGAUCAAAAGUAUGAAAAACAAUCAAGUAAAACUGGGUUAGAUAUUUGGGGUCCCAGCCAAUCGAGGGAGAGAAGACGAUCGCGGAGCAUCGAGAGAUCAAAAGAUGGAGGUCAAAGGAGAAGGUCAUCAAAGCCGGACACAGAAAUGGAGCGAAAAACUACCAACGCUAAAAGACUCCCUUCACCAUCGAACGCACAGCAAGAUCAGCAAAUUGUUGAACACCGAAUCCCCAAAUCCCCAGAAAGGAGGAGCAAAUCAAGAUCUAAAGAGAGAAACACAAACCUGGCAGAAGUUGACAAAGACACAGAUAGAGAAAAGAAACCGGUUAAAACAGCCUCAAAAGAAAAUUCAUCUGGAAAAGAAAAUCGAUCGCCCAUCAGAAAGCAAGUUUCAGAACAGCACAGCCCCGGUGUGCAUGCAAAGGGCCGCCGUUCCCCUGAACAUAGCACAGAGACAGCAUCCAGGCAAGACAGAUCUUCAUAUCCCAACAGAUCCCCUUCCAGGAGAGGUCGAUCUCGAUCUGCAGAAAGGAAAUGGAGAGAAGCUGACCGUCCGAGACUUUCCAAUGACAGAAUGCGAUUUCGUGAUGAGGCAGGAGGCCGUAGAGAGGAAAGCCCAUCUCUGAGCUCCAGGCGGAGAAUAAACCAUUCACCUCUCAGACGUAGGUCCCGUUCUCCCAGGAGACGCACCAGCAGGUCUCCUAUCAGACACAGAUCCAGGGAGUGGGACAGGGCGGAUCACAGACAGCAGUUACGUUCUGGAUCACAAGAACGGCGGAGGAGACGAAACAAGGAAAGAGAAGACAUGUUUAAGGGAAGUCUGUCUGAAGGCAUGAAGGCCGAGCAGGAAGACUCGGAUGAUGAAGUGCUGGAAGACUAUGAUAUUGAUGAAGAAGAUGAGGAGGCUUUGAUAGAGCAGAGGAGACUUCAGCGAUUGGCUAUUGUGCAGAAAUAUAAGUCGGUGAAUGAAGACAGUAACAUGUCAGGGCUCUCAGAGCAUGGCAGUCCUCAGAGUAGCAGACAGAGCCGAUCUCCUUCCCCGGAUGACAUCCUCGAGCGCGUGGCUGCUGAUGUUAAAGCCUACGAGCAAGAGAACCUGGACACGUUUGAGGACAAUAUGAAGGCCAAGCAUAACCUUCUCUCUCAAGAAAAGGAUGGUGCUAAUCUGAAAAAGCCACAAGCCCCUGAUAUGUUCACGGAGUCGGAUGACAUGUUCACCGCGCACUUUGACAGUGCCAGGUUACGCUCAGCAGGCGUUGGCAAGGACUUUAAGGAGAACCCAAGUCUCAAAGAUAACUGGACGGAUGCAGAGGGCUAUUACCGUGUGAACAUUGGCGAGGUGUUGGACAAGCGGUACGGGGUAUACGGCUACACAGGACAAGGUGUCUUCAGCAACGUGAUCCGAGCCAGAGACCUGGGCCGAGCCAAUCAGGAAGUGGCAAUAAAAAUAAUACGAAACAAUGAGAUGAUGCAAAAAACGGGCCUUAAAGAGCUGGAGUUUCUCAGGAAACUGAAUGAUGCAGAUGCAGAUGAUAAGUUUCAUUGUUUGAGGCUCUAUAGACACUUUUACCACAAGCAACAUCUGUGUCUGGUGUUUGAACCUCUCAGCAUGAACCUGCGGGAGGUGUUAAGGAAGUACGGCAAGGAUGUGGGACUUCACAUCAAGGCCGUGCGCUCUUACAGCCAGCAGCUUUUCUUGGCCCUCAAACUCCUGAAGCGAUGCAACAUACUGCAUGCUGACAUCAAACCCGACAACAUCCUGGUGAAUGAGUCUAAAACCAUUCUGAAACUAUGUGACUUUGGCUCAGCAUCACACGUUGCUGAUAAUGACAUAACACCGUAUCUGGUCAGCCGCUUUUAUAGGGCGCCUGAGAUCAUCAUCGGAAAGUCAUACGAUUAUGGAAUUGAUAUGUGGUCCGUGGGCUGCACUCUCUACGAGCUAUACACAGGAAAAAUCCUUUUUCCCGGAAAGACCAAUAAUCACAUGCUAAAGCUUGCCAUGGACCUGAAAGGGAAAUUGCCUAAUAAAAUGAUCAGGAAAGGUAUGUGCAAGGACCAGCACUUUGACCAAAACUUGAACUUUUUGUACACAGAGGUUGAUAAGGUCACUGAGAGGGAAAAGGUCACAGUCAUGAGCACCAUUAACCCCACUAAGGACCUGCUGAGGGACAUGGUGGGUCGCCAGGCACUGCCAGAGGACCAACGAAAGAAGGUCAUUCAGCUCAAAGAGCUGUUGGACCAGAUCCUAAUGCUGGACCCGGCCAAGCGGAUCACCAUCAACCAGGCAUUACAGCACUCAUUCAUCCAAGAGAGGAUAUUGUAAACAUACGUCAGAGGGACUGCCAGCACGUGAUGGUUUAUAUCUGUUAUGUAUCAUCAGAUAUCAUGAGUUAGUGUAUGACUCGGUCAACAAAAGACACCUGAAUGUUUUACCGGCUGUAGCGGCGUUUGAUAAAAUUUCUAGUUUUUUCAGAAAAGGACACUCUUCAAGUUUUAAUUUAUUUUAUAGAUUACCCUAAGAGAUACCAUAAAAGCUGUAAACGGAAAAUAUAAUCUAUAUUGUUCAGAUUGCAUGCAAAUACACCGCUGUAUUUGGGAACAGCAGUUAAAAUGUUAAUUAUCGUUAAUAUUACGGUGAAGGUGCAGAAUGUAAAUGUGCUAGGUUUAAUAUUCUAGUCACUGUCGACCAAAUGUCACCAAGGACUUAUACAGUUGAGAGUAUUAGGCCAGCAUAAAUGCUGUCUAUAUCCACCCUCCCUCAGGUGUGAGAAGGUAACCUGGCGCGCAGGUCCACGUCAUACCCUUGCCACAGGUGUGUUUCUGCUGAACCUGAGGUCUUGGGUCCUGCUUGACCUGGUCUGCAGGGAAAAGCUCUUCUGUAAAGGCAGGUUGUGCAUCUCUAUGAGUACACUGAAGGUAAGCUUACCCCUCCGAACCAAUCGGCUUAAAGUUUCUGCACAUUUACAUAAGGGGAAUUGGAUAAAUUGAAAUGCAUUGAAACUCUUUGUCACCCUGUGUGCAGAGACAAGUCAGACUCCCUUGGGCAAACCGGUUAUGGUUGACAUUAAGGGUAAGGGUGAAGGAAAAUCCAAAUAUUGGUCAAGCACCUUCAGUGUACUGCAUCUGCUAGACAUGCUACUCCUUUUUUUUUUAUAUAUAUAUACAUAUAUAUAACAUUGUGUUUCCAAACUCAUAAGCAUCAUAGUUGGGGGUUUUUGUAAUGCCUAUCGAGUGUUUUUUGAACAUGCAUGCAUGAGAAUAUGUAAUAUGUAUGGCUUUCCAAUGCACUACUGUACAAACCCUGCGGUGUUACGCUAUACAAAAUAGGAAAUUUAGAUGUUUUUUGUAAUUGUUCUUAUGUUUGUGAUCAUGUUGUCUUUUGAUACAGGGGUUUUCCUGCUCCGAUCUAUGAAUCUGCUUGUUUUAAGCGGUAAUUUGCUUCUUUACUUCAUCAUUUUGUUUCAUAUUUCAAAAACAUACACGCUGGAAGAAUUUACUGCCUGUUUUGCAAUGUCCGUCCUAUACAAUAAAAUAUACAAUAAAGAUGUUCUGUGGUGGAAAACAAAGAGAUAUCCAGAAAAUCUGAUUUUAGACCUUCCACAAGUCUGUUUUUCAUACAUUUUAUACAAGUUAUUCGUAAUGAUACUGCGUCUUAUAACGGGUGACUUUAUCAACACUAACUGCUGUUUGUGCUGUUUUUCCCAUUGUUCUUUGUGUUCGAGUAUAAUCUCUGGCCAAUGGAGACACAGCCUCCUGCCGUCCUCCGCUUUCAAUGGAACAAGACAUCUUCAAGGUCACUCCUAAAGGCAUGUUUAGCUCUAACACAAAGCUGAUGCUCUGAUGUAGAAGAUAACAGCCAGAUAGCUAAGUAGUUAAGUUUGAUAUAACUACAAUAUGUUUGUAGUAGUUUUUAUGAUUUGGUUUGCCAGUUUAAGUCCAGUUUGUCUGGUCAGAUUUCACAGAAAAACUUCAUGAAAACCACACAUCGUUGAUUUUGUCCUUUGGAAUGACCCACAUAGGUUUAUUGUGGGAAAAACUGUGUAUUCAAAACAAAAAAUUCCCCAGAAUGUUGCUGUACCAAGAUACUGGUGUAUUUAUUUUCUGUAUUUUAGGUGCUGUCCAUUAGAGAAGAUUCUUUAAGGAAAUCCCAUCCAGAAAAAGGUUUCUGUUUUAGAAAGCGCUUUAAACUUGGAAGUUUUUAUUUUAAAGUUCUUUCUCUUAUCGAGUGCUGCAGGGAUGACGUAUUUUUGCAGGCUAACCCGGAAGUUAGCAGCACACUGGUUCCCUUGCAAAAAAGCCCAUUCAUUUUGGACUUUUGGAUUACCACAAAAACUAAGCUCUGUUUAACAAAAGACACUUGCACAUUUUGUCUAACAAGGUAAUCUUCACAGAUGAAUACAAAUUUUAUGAAUUUUGAAGUGUAAAUGCAUUUAAAAUUCAUAAAAGUUAUGUUCAUCUGUGAAGACUAACUUGUUGGACAAAACAUGUAAAACGUUUGUUAAAUACAAAGUUUAUAUUUUUUUCGAUAAUCCAAAAGUCUAUGGGAAAAAUGAAUGGAAACCUUUUUUGCAUGGAAACCAGUAUCCCGCUAAUAUCCGGGUUACCCAACAAAAAUACGUCAUCCCUGUGGCAGUCUUUAUAAAGUUUGAUUUGAGUGACUGGUUCUGAUAUGUUUGCCGUUUAAUGUAAAAGAAAUAGUUCACCUCAAAAUCCCCAUAUUUUCCUCACCCUCAGAUGGUUUCAUUAGAUGCAUGUGCAUUGUCACAGCUUUGGCUUGAGUUAUACUAAAUAAUAUCCUGGUUCCUUUCACCUUUAUAAUGGCAUUGGAUAGUGCCCCAACUCCAAAAAGGUCUUUCCAUACAGUUAUUAAAUGUCUUUUGAAGUAAAGGGAUGGGAUUUUGUAAUGUUAGGUCAGUGAUCAUUCUCCACCUUUUGUGACCACACGUACAGGUGUAUUUUGUAAAGUUGGACAUAUAAAUGAGGAGCUCAGAUGCAAGCCGCUAACACCGCCUCCAUCAAAAAUGCGAUGAUGAUGAUAUUUACUGAAUGCACUUGGCACAUAUAACACGGCCAUCAAAUACUUUACCUUCAAAAUCACUUAAUCCAAACCUCAGACCAUUCAGAAAUACUGGUUUGUUGGGAGAUUCCAUUGAGUCUGAUAAAAUAAAUGCUUGUUUACAAGAAAUCAUGUUAGAUGCACUUAAAGGGUUUAUCAUCUGAGCUCUUCAAAUGUUUCCUUAAAAACCCAUCACUUUACCAUAGAAGACAGUUAAUAACUGUAUGCAUUGUUUUUUUUUAAUGGAUGGAUGUGUUUUGUGGAGCUUUUAAAAUGGGGCACUAUCCAAAACCAUUAUAAAUCUGAAAAGAUCCAAGAUAUUAACAGAACUCUGACCAUGUUUGACUGAAAGAAGGAAGUCAUAUACACCUAGGAUGGCUUGAGGGUGGGCUAAUUUUCAUUUUGGGGUGAACUAUUACUUAAAGCAAAC
Paramisgurnus dabryanus is the source of this 6202-nucleotide messenger RNA. It is a transcript of the gene prpf4ba, whose product is annotated as pre-mRNA processing factor 4Ba. Lineage: Eukaryota; Metazoa; Chordata; Actinopteri; Cypriniformes; Cobitidae. Gene Ontology annotation, molecular function: ATP binding; protein serine/threonine kinase activity. The record is from RefSeq and is a predicted model, not a curated record. Gene Ontology annotation, biological process: peptidyl-serine phosphorylation; mRNA cis splicing, via spliceosome; peptidyl-threonine phosphorylation.